AAUCUACUUACGAUAACCUUCAAAAUUUCAAUGUGACUCCUGUCCUGAUGAAUUCAGUCAUUCAGUGGUUUUUUGACUUCUGAUCAUUCCAUAUCGUUGUCUAGUUGAAUCUUCGGCGAUUUUUUCUUACAAUAGCUAUGGGAGAUGCUGAUAUUGGACUUAUUGGUUUGGCCGUCAUGGGCCAAAACCUGAUACUGAACAUGGCAGAUCAUGGAUUCAAGGUGGUAGCAUACAACAGAUCCAUUGAAAAAGUUCACCAUUUCCUGGCAAACGAGGCAAAAGGCAAGAAUAUCGUCGGAGCAGAAUCCGUUCCUGAUUUAAUAUCGAAAUUGAAAUCGCCCAAACGUGUGAUGCUGCUCGUCAAGGCUGGUUCUGCAGUUGAUAGUUUCAUCGAUCAACUUGUACCUCACAUGAGCAAAGGGGACAUCAUAAUCGAUGGUGGCAAUUCCGAAUAUGCCGAUACUCAGAGAAGAACCGAGGAUUUGGCAAAGAAGGGAAUCAGAUUCGUUGGCUCGGGAGUGUCUGGAGGAGAAGAAGGUGCAAGAUACGGCCCCAGUCUGAUGCCGGGUGGCAACAAGGAGGCGUGGCCCCAUAUCAAGGACAUAUUCCAGAGCAUUUCCGCGAAGGCUGACGGGCAACCCUGCUGCGAUUGGGUCGGAAACGAUGGUGCUGGACAUUUCGUAAAAAUGGUGCACAACGGAAUCGAGUACGGGGACAUGCAGUUGAUUGGAGAAGUGUACGAUCUGAUGUUGGCUUUGGGUAUCAGCCAAGAGGAGAUGGCUAGUACUUUCGAGGAGUGGAACAAAGGGGAGUUGGACAGUUUUCUCAUUGAAAUAACUAAGGACAUAUUGAGAUACAAGGAUGAUAAAGGAGAAUAUUUGCUGCCAAAAAUCAGGGAUGCCGCAGGACAAAAGGGUACCGGUAAAUGGACAGCCAUCUCAGCCCUCAAUUACGGAGUGCCAGUGACUCUAAUCGGAGAAGCAGUCUUCAGCAGAUGCCUCUCAUCCCUGAAGGCCGAAAGACAAGUGGCCAGCAAACUCCUUCCCAAACCUUCCACGUCUAAAUUCACUGGAGACAAGAAGCAGUUUUUGGAAAAUCUCAGACAAGCUCUUUAUGCCAGCAAAAUCGUGUCUUACGCCCAAGGAUUCAUGCUUUUGAGGGAAGCUGCGGCAGUCCACAGUUGGGAUCUCGAUUACGGUUCUAUCGCUUUGAUGUGGCGCGGUGGAUGCAUCAUUCGCUCCGUAUUCUUGGGACAGAUCAAACUGGCCUUCGAUAAGGACCCUAACUUGAGCUCUUUGUUGUUGGCACCGUUUUUCAUCGAUGCUAUUUCCAAGGCACAAUCCGGAUGGAGGAACGUUGUCUCGACGGCUGUUUGUUUGGGUGUCCCCACCCCAGCUCUCGGCACAGCCUUAGCCUUCUUCGACGGAUACAGAAGCGAAAAGUUACCGGCCAACCUCCUCCAAGCCCAACGUGAUUACUUCGGAGCCCACACCUACGAACUUCUGGGCCAAGAAGGCAAAUUCGUCCAUACCAACUGGACAGGAAAAGGUGGAAACGUGUCUGCCAGUACUUACGAUGCCUGAUAUUCCAUUUUACAAAUCAAAUUUUUGCAUUUAUUUUCCUAUACAGAGGUUUUUAUAUUUAUACACAAUAAACGGUUAUUGCUUUGUU
Molecule: messenger RNA, 1671 nt
Organism: Harmonia axyridis
Lineage: Eukaryota; Metazoa; Arthropoda; Insecta; Coleoptera; Coccinellidae
Product: 6-phosphogluconate dehydrogenase, decarboxylating
Exons: 6
Coding region: 138-1583 (481 amino acids)
Biological process (GO): pentose-phosphate shunt, oxidative branch; pentose-phosphate shunt
Cellular component (GO): cytosol
Molecular function (GO): NADP binding; phosphogluconate dehydrogenase (decarboxylating) activity
Source: RefSeq, a predicted model, not a curated record